AUGCUGAUCCACACGGAAGAUGCAUAUGAGAAAUUGAUUGAGGGUCAACCCACUAUAGCAAAAGCGUGGAAGAAGUCGGAAGACAACUUUGAAAAGAAGAGCAAUGCGCGCAUGAUUCUGCUUAGGAGGGAGUUGAUCGGUCUAAGGUUGAUCAAGGAGAAAGCCAUUGCAAAGUAUCUAGGGGAAUUCCGGGAGCUCAAGCCAGAUGUGCAGGCGGCGGGACAAACCGUCUCAGAGGGUUUGCAAAACGCGGAGUGCCCCAAGUGCAGCGACAGGGGCCACACAAACGUGGUGUGUAGGCAUCUACAGCGCGGCGCAAGUGGCCGCGCAAAGGAUAGAGGGUUUGUGGAGGAUGUAAACGGAGCAGCCUUUGUGGUGUGGGGCGACGACGUGGAUGUGCGCAAAGGGGUGUGGAUUGUUGACUCGGGCAGCACCCAGCAUGUCACGGACAAUCCGAGCCAAUUCACGAGCUCUAAUCAGCUCGUGCGUGAUGAGAAGAUCGUGGGGAUUUGUGGCAAGUCUUCGGUUGCAAUAGGAAUCGGAGAUUGGAGUUGA
Messenger RNA from Klebsormidium nitens, 555 nucleotides. Lineage: Eukaryota; Viridiplantae; Streptophyta; Klebsormidiophyceae; Klebsormidiales; Klebsormidiaceae. The record is from the annotation of a GenBank genome assembly.